Molecule: messenger RNA, 4128 nt
Organism: Cavia porcellus (domestic guinea pig)
Lineage: Eukaryota; Metazoa; Chordata; Mammalia; Rodentia; Caviidae
Gene: Nus1
Product: NUS1 dehydrodolichyl diphosphate synthase subunit
Exons: 5
Coding region: 139-996 (285 amino acids)
Cellular component (GO): dehydrodolichyl diphosphate synthase complex; endoplasmic reticulum membrane
Molecular function (GO): ditrans,polycis-polyprenyl diphosphate synthase [(2E,6E)-farnesyl diphosphate specific] activity
Source: RefSeq, a predicted model, not a curated record
CGGGGCGGGGCGCCGGGCGGGAAGAUGGCGGCGGGGGCGCGGUGAGGCGUUGGUGGCGGCGGGGCCUGCGCGGGCGGACGCUGAGAGGAUGGCCCGCCGCGGCGGCCGGGGGUAGCAGGCACCCGGCGUGGAGCGAGCAUGACGGGCCCGCACGAGCUGGCGUGGCGGCUGCUGCACGCACUGCUCUGCCUGCACCGCGCGUUGUCAGCCCGGCUGCGCGCCCGCUUCGGCGCCUGGACAUUGGCCUGGAGGCGCUGCUGCCGCGCCGCUGCCGCCGUGGUCCUAGCGCCGCUCGGCUUCGUGGCGCGCGAGCCCCCGGCGCCCGGGAGGCCCCGGCGCCAGGUCGCCAGGGCCCGCGUUGGCCUGGCCCGUCUGCGCUGGCGCUCGGACGGCCGCGCGCUGCGGAAGCUGCCGGUGCACAUGGGGCUAGUGCUGGCCGAGGACGAGCGCAGCCUGCCCGACGUGGCGAGCCUGGUGGUGUGGGCCAUGGCUGUGGGCAUCUCGUACAUCAGUGUGUACGACCACCAAGGUAUUUUCAAAAGAAAUAAUUCCAGACUGAUGGACGAAAUUCUAAAGCAACAGCAGGAACUUCUGGGCCUAGAUUGUUCCAAAUAUUCACCAGAAUUUGCAAAUAGUAAUAACAAAGAUGAGCAAGUUUUAAAUAGCCAUUCGGCAGUGAAGGUGCUGUCCCCCGAGGAUGGGAAAGCCGACGUUGUACGAGCUGCUCAGGACUUCUGCCGGCUGGUCGCCGGGCAGCAGCACAGGCCUGAGGACCUGGACGUGGACAUGUUGGACAGUUUGAUUAGUGCUAAUAAAUUCCCUGAUCCUGAUUUAAUAUUGAAGUUUGGUCCUGUGGACAGCACAUUAGGUUUUCUUCCCUGGCAAAUCAGACUGACCGAGAUUGUCUCUUUGCCUUCCCACCUAAACAUCAGUUACGAGGACUUUUUCUCUGCCCUCCGCCAGUAUGCAGCCUGCGAGCAGCGCCUGGGGAAGUAGAUCCCUGCUGCUCCUUGGGGCUGGGGGAGAAGAGGACCCUGGGACUCUGAUGUUUACAGAUACCUGCGAACCCUGUAUCCACCUGUUCGUAUUCCUAAUUUAUCAGCAAACAUGAAAAAGUGUCUUACUUGAGAUGUGUGAGUGAGAGAGUGUGUGCGUGUGUCUGUGUGUCAGUGAACUUAUAAAUGGGGGAAGUGUUGGAGCGUGGAAUGAACCGCAGCCAUCUUUCAGGAGCGGCGGUUUCGGCUGUGAAGUCUUCAGGCCUUGCCACUUCCCUGUUUUGAGGGGAGUGGAGGAGUGGGUCAGCAGUUUCAGUGGUUGUUUGGGGGAAGGGACUCAUUUUGUUCAGUCUUUCCUGGUGACCAAACUUUAAUUUCCAAGAAUAGCAUUGGAUGCAGUAAACAGCACCCCUUGAUGUGAGGGGGCUUCCAAGAAGCAGGGCCAGGUGUGCCAGGUCCACACAUCCAUCCACACUCGUCCUGGACUUCACCGCAGCUGGGCAGGGUGACAUGGCAUGGAGUGGAGCGUCUGUGUCUCUGGAGUCUUUGCUCCUGUUGUGAAGAACAUUUGAAAAAGAACUUGUAUGAAGAUGCAAAGGUGUAAAAACUUAAACAUUGCAUUAGGCAGCAAAAACAAAAAUGAAUAAGGUAUCAUAAAAGUAAAAGUGGAAUUUUCCUUCUGGGAAAACCUUGAUUUGUUUGUGGGUAAGCAGUGUGCUGUGUAGCACCCAAAGUUAGUAACCUAUUUCCACAAACUGUUGUGAGCAUUUAGAAGACAGAGCAGCACUGUCCCUCAAAAGUAACUUGUACCUCUUUGGUAUAACACGUGGGCUUUAUUCCUCAAGCCUGAUUGGUGACAUUGUGUGAACGAUUAAGGAUUGAGGCCUGUGUGGAAAAUAAAAUAUUAUCAAAAUCUACAGAAAUAAUUGAAUCUUAUAGGCUGUCUCUUGUGAAAGAGAAUAGCACUGAUUCUAUUAGUUUAAAAUGAAUACACUACUCCUUGGAGGGUGUUAGUAUAUUCAUGGGCAACCUGGGACAGCAGCAUUCUUCAUAUUUGAGGACAGUUUUUGGGUUACUGUCUUACUCCAGAUCCCUAGUGGUCAGCUAAAACUGUGCACUGAGUAUAGUGGCCCACACACUAGGGCUCAGAAGAGAAGACUGGAUUUGGAAAGCACGAUUUGGAGUUGCUCCUCAGAUUCUAAAGUAGUAAAGAAUAAGUGUUUUGUCUUUGGAUUAAAAAACCCCAUUUAUGAUUUUAAAAAUACCCUUGAAAUAAAAACGAUUAAACUAAAUUUUGGUCCAGUGACAUCACUUUGCACUUCAUAGUUUUUUUUUUUUUUGUAUUUUUUUAAGUCUUAAUUUAUUUCCAAGUUAUAUGUGAUGCGACAGCAUCUCUAAACUGUUAGAAAUGUCCUAUUUCUGUUACUUUGUACUGUGAUUCAUGUCCUGUUGAGUAUUUUACUUUAACCCUUUUAUAAACACAAUAGGUAAUGAAAAUGUCAUUUAUAAAAAUUUUGCAGUGUGUACAGCUUUAGCAAAUUAAAUUUAAUGGACCCAAUUGAAGUAUGGAUUUAAAUGUUUGUUAAAAUGAAGCUAAAUAAAUUUCUUACUGGGAUAUAGUCCAGAUCUCCACAGGAUUUAGUAUGAUUUUUUAAUUUUUCUUCUCUUUCAUAGUAGUGUAUGUCAAAACAGCUGUAGUCCAUGUUCUCAGUCUGUCUCAGACAAGUUCACACAAGCCUUUCUAAAACCUUCUCCUGAAGUGCGCCUGCUAGUGCAGUCUAUGGUUUGAACAGCAUUGCUCGUUCUGGAAUUCUGGCAAGACCCUCCCAAUUUCUCCAUUGUCGGGGCUCCCUUUGUGCUCCUCAGAGUCAGUUGUUUAUGUAUAUCGAAGGUGUUGUAUUUAAAUUGUUUCUUCUGAUUCUCCCCACAACGGAUAAACCAAAUCCAGCCCACUACCUGCACGGCAGUGUGGAGCAGAGCAGGAAGGGAGGAUCUGAAUUCCAUUCUCAGUUCUAGGCGUUUCACUUCUUUUUAACUAAUGGGUUACUGUUGUAAAGAUGAAAGGCUGAUUUUGAUACGAACAGCAAAUUCUGGCUGAAGAUGUUUAAUAUUAACAGUGCCAAAUACACUGUGUAUAAUCUUCGAAUGUAUGUUAAUCAGCUCCUCCUGUGGGAUAGAACCAUGCCUAGACUCAGAUCUUUGUGAUAUUUUAUAAGGUUGUAGACUGGCAACAUGUAAGUAGUGUGUACAGCAAGUUUCUAUGAUUAGGGAAUCAAAUUUAUUGAAUUUUAUUGAAAAUCAAAACAAAAUGUGUGAAAACCAGUAAGAGAAUAUACUCUUCAUGGACUGUAGUAUGUGAAAUGUUAACAGUUACUCUGAACAUGUAGGGACUGCAAAAAAAAUUUGAGAAACUCCUAUGACUAGAUAGCAGUACUAUUUUUUUAAGAUAGUAUGCUCUUGAUUGAAAUGUAUUUGCAUUUUUAACAGGUUAAACAUUUGAAAUCGUACAAUGCUAUUUCCUUUUUGUUAGAUAAUGGUAAAAUAAAAUUCAGCUCCACAAUUAUCAGAAUUUUCAGACUUCCCCAAUAACUACAAAUCUGAGUUAUUUUCAUUGAUGUGGAAUUGACAAGUUAAAAACAUACACAUAUACACCUUAAAAAAGGAAUUCAAUAGCUCUUAUCAAACCAGGAAAUUGAAAAGAGCUGUAGGUUGUCUUAUGCUGCAUAUUCACUGUUUAACUUGAAGACCUUAUUAUAAAACAGUUGGUUUUUUGUGCAUGGUUUUCACCCUAAAGUUUGUCAAAGGUCACAUUUUAACUCUGGGAAAUGUUUUUAACAAAAAUUAUUUAGAGGUUUAAGGAUAGUUUUAAAACAAACCCAGGAAGUAAGAUUAUUGUCAGCAAUUGCCCAGGACCCUAGAUAACUCUGUACUGAUAAAAUUGGUGGAAAAGAGGAAUGCAGAAAGAACGUGUAAGGUUUUAAAAAAUUACACAGCAACAGGAUUAGAAUAACAAAUACAGGAAAAUCACCUCAUUGAUUACAUUUUUGCUGACAAUCCUUCCAGAAUUUUUUUGUACUUUUAUUUUAAAAAAUGUAUCCUGUAUCUGUUUUAAUAAAUUCUUUUAAAACUAAAA